Messenger RNA from Myotis myotis, 3963 nucleotides. RefSeq names its product U-box domain containing 5 (gene UBOX5). Gene Ontology annotation, cellular component: nucleus. Gene Ontology annotation, biological process: protein polyubiquitination. The transcript is spliced from 5 exons. The record is from RefSeq and is a predicted model, not a curated record. The coding region runs from base 1631 to 3256 and encodes 541 amino acids. Lineage: Eukaryota; Metazoa; Chordata; Mammalia; Chiroptera; Vespertilionidae. Gene Ontology annotation, molecular function: ubiquitin-ubiquitin ligase activity; ubiquitin protein ligase binding.
AUCUUUCAGUGCAUGGGAUUAUGUUCAGUCAGCUGAGCCACACAGGCCAGGGCCAUAGUUUUUUGGUGUGUUUGUUUUUAGCUAUGAAAAUUAAAUGCUUCGUUAACAUAAACAGUAUUUCAAUCUGUACAAUCAACAUUAUGUCCAAAGAUGAAGCACUGGAGUCAUCUUCUAAUGGGAGCAAAACAAGUAAAGCAACUCUAUUAUUUCUUAUAAUUCUGGAAGUUCUAGCUAUGUGUAAUAAGAUGAGAGACAAAUAAGAGUCACCAUUUUGAGAAAAGGGCUCUCAUUAUUAUCGACAUUAUAGAAGCCUCCAAAAUAACCGAAAAUCUGUUAAUGAGUUCAUUCAGUGAGACAGCUGAACACAUAACGAAGAUACCAAAGUGAAAAGCUUUCCUAUAUAUAGGACUAACUGGUUAGAAAAAUUAAUGGGAUAAAAGAAUCCUAUCCAUAAAUAGCAAGCUUAACAAGAAACAUGUAGGACUCCUUUAGAAAAGUCAAAAUUGUACUAAAUCUACUUAAAUUUUUUUAUCCUAAUACUGUAAUAGGAUAAAGUUGCAAACAACCUAGUAAAUGUCCAACAAAAGGAAAAUGGUUUGUUAUUUAUAUACUGUCCUGUUCCAAAAUUAUUUUAAGGUAGCUUUCACAAUAUAAACUGACUUAAAAUUAAGUGAAGAAUUCAGGUAAAGAUAAAUUUGAGGGAUGGACCACAGACUUUAUUCUGAGUGUUGUAGCAGCCAAAGUAAGGAAAUGAUCAUGAUUAAUUUUACAAUUCAUAUUUAUACCAUAAAAUAUCGAGUUGAUUGGAAGAAACAGCUGUUCCUGGUACUGAGACCAGAGUGUUCUCAUGGUUCCCCCAAAGAAGAUAACUGCUGUGUAGAGAAUUAUCAUUUUGAUAACCUAAUGCAGCAAACAGCGCCCGACUUCGUAGAGCUGUUUCUUUUUUUUAAUAUAUUUUAUUGAUUUCUACAGAGAGGAAGGGAGAGGGAUAGAGAGUCAGAAACAUCGAUGAGAGAGAAACAUCGAUCAGCUGCCUCCUGCACAUCCCCCACCGCAACCAAGGUACGUGCCCUUGACUGGAAUCGAACCUGGGAUCCUUCAGUCCACAGGCCGACACUCUCUCCAUUAAGCCAAAGCAGUCAGGGCUCAUAGAACUGUUUCUUACUGAACUCCUUGCUAAGGGGCCGCACAGAACCAAGCUCUAACAGUUUGGUAAAGAGUAUUUGCAGUGGAGGGAAGAAUGUGUGACGGUUACGGCUAGGAUAGACAUGAAGGUAAUUCAGUGCACUCUGAGGGGGGCAGCUCUAUGGAGGAAUACAUUGUAGAGACUAAAAUUGUGGUCCUCAGCUGAGGUGUUGUUUACCCUGGUGUCCUGUGACUCCACAGAUUGGCCACACUGAAUUUUUAUCAAUGUGUUUAUUUUUGCUAUAGUUGAGGGUCCACACUGCUAAGAAGUCUAGAAUAUGAAUGCACAAGUCACCAGGGAGGCCAGGCAAGGAGGCAUGAAGUGCUACUUAGGCUGGCAAUAAAAAGAAUUUCACGUGGAUGGACUGAACAGUUUCUGUAAACAUUCUCUAAAAUUAGAUUUGGCUAUUUCUGAUGCUUGGAAGCUAUCCUUUCAGCCACAAAGAUGGUAAUAAAUCUUUGCCUCCCACCGUUCAGACCAAGAAUUUCAUGCAACAAGAUAUCAGCUGAUGGCUAUGAAGUAGAAAAUCUCAUCUCUGAAGACCUCACAAAGAGAAGUCGUGGUUUUAGGACGGAGUAUUUUAUUAAGCCACCAGUCUAUGUGACUGUUUCCUUUCCCUUCAGUGUGGAAAUCUGUAGGAUUAACAUAGACCUCACAGCUGGGGGAGGCCAAAAUGUAACUGGCCUGGAAAUGUACACGUCCGCCUUAUCCAACAGAGCAUCUUGGAAUACCUCUGAGUGCCAGACACUGGGCUCAGCUGAGCCAUCCGUCCCAGACAAGGAGGCGUUCACCUUGGUAGGCAAAGUGUUGUUGAAAAACCAAAACCAGGUGGUGUUUAGCCACAGGGGCUUCAAGGCCAGGCCACCAUUUGGCCCGAUAGAAGCCACACUCCCCUCCCCUACUAUUGUGGCCCAGGAACUCUGGAAUAAAGGACCUCUUUCCCUUAACCAUGUGGCCCAUCUCAAGAUCUGUAUCACCCACGUGACAGGCAGUGGAAUCCCUUGCAUCAAGCGGUUGGAAGUGUGGGGUCAGCCCGCCAAAACCUGCUCUCAGGAGGUAAUAGAUGGUGUCCUGCUGGUUGCCUCCAAAAGCCUCUCCCAGGACUUGGCUCUGCAGGUACCGGCCUUGCCCAUGGAGAGUGACUGUGACCCUGGGGGUGAGUCUGGGGGCCAGCAGGCUCCCUCCAGCCUGCAGGAGCUGGCUGAGGUAUUUCAGGAUGUGCCUGAGGAGUUCCUGGAUCCCAUCACCUUGGAGAUCAUGCCUUGCCCCAUGCUCCUGCCCUCAGGCAAGGUCAUCGACCAGGCCACACUGGAGAAGUGUAACCGCAGUGAAGCCACAUGGGGCCGAGUGCCCAGUGACCCUUUCACAGGGGUAGCCUUUACUCCACACUCCCAGCCCCUGCCUCACCCCUCCCUGAAGGCCCGGAUCGACCAUUUCCUGCUCCAGCAUUCCAUCCCCGGCUGCCACCUGCUUGGGAGAGCACAGACUACAUUGGCAUUGACCCCUUCUUCCGUUGCUCUGCCAUCUCGGAAAAGGAAGAUGGAGCAGGCUGAGGAUGCCCCAGACAGUAGUAGCCUUGAUGUAAAUGCUUCCGGUUUUCCUGCCACAAGCCUGGUCUCACCCACUACCUCAGAGCACACUGCUAAGAAAAUGAAAGCUGCCAGUGAGCUUGGUCCGACACACAUGGACUGCUCAACAGGGCCAGUGUCCCAUGAGCAGAAGCUGUCACAAAGCUUGGAAAUUGCCUUGACAUCCACCCUUGGCUCCAUGCCCUCCUUCACGGCGCGGCUGACCAGGGGACAGCUCCAACACCUCGGCACAAGGAGGACCAGCACUUCCUGGAGGGCAGGCACUGGCCCGGAGCAGCCUGGGAGUGUCCUGGGUCCCGAGUGUGCCUCCUGCAAAAGAGUAUUUUCUUCCUACUUCAAAAAGGAGCCCGUGUACCAGCUUCCCUGUGGCCACCUCCUAUGCCGGCCCUGCCUGGGUGAGAAGCAGCGCUCCCUGCCUAUGAUAUGCACAGCCUGCCAGCAGCCUUUCACCAGCCAGGACGUGCUGCGGGUCCACUUCUGAGUGACUGGCCUCAACCCAGGAAGACCUUUUGUUGGGAGGAACAGAAGUGGGGGUCAUAGCUCCCUGAGAUCUGGCCAAGGCCCAGGCACAGAGGGGCCUCUUGGUUCCCAAGGGCUUUCCCUUUAUUGCCUCCCACAGUGUAGCACAGGCCUGGAGUGAGGGGUGGGGGAGGGGCCCCUCCACUCCAGCUCAAGUGGCAAUAGGAUAACAAAGCCAUACUUUGGGCUGGGAGGGCUGGGGGAGAUGUUGCUGCCCUCUUGUACCUCCCUGCCACCCCCCUUUCUGCCAGAGCCCAGGGCCUGCUUCAGCCAGCCCCACCCUGCUGAGGGCCCCCAAGUUAUUUGCAUACACGCACACACACAAACACACACACACACACACACAUGUGCAUGUGGGGCGGGGGGGGCCUCCCCCCCAUCCUGCAGGGUGGAUGUGCAUGGAGCACAGUUGUGUGUGGCUCGGGGUCUCAGAGAUUGCCUCUACCUUCAGUGUCACCCAAAAGUGGAGUGAAUGACUCAGCCCCCAACUGGCAGACUGCGUGGAGCCUUAAUAAAGUGAUUGCUGACAUCUGCUGUGGGCUUCCUCCUGAUGGACUGCCUGCCUGUCGUCACACUCCUGUCCCCUCCCGCACCCAUACAAAGUGGAGUUGUCACAGGGCCGCCGUCAGCAGUCACUGCCCCCCAGGCAGGCUGUAAUUCGGUCAGAUG